Messenger RNA from Microthlaspi erraticum, 258 nucleotides. The record is from the annotation of a GenBank genome assembly. NCBI's taxonomy places the organism in Eukaryota, Viridiplantae, Streptophyta, Magnoliopsida, Brassicales, Brassicaceae.
AUGGAUAGACGACGCCGGAGACAGAGCAAAGCAAAGGCUUCUUGUUCCGAAGAAGUGAGUAGCAUCGAAUGGGAAGCUGUGAAGAUGUCGGAAGAAGAAGAAGAUCUCAUUUCUCGGAUGUAUAAACUCGUUGGGGACAGGUGGGAGUUGAUCGCCGGGAGGAUCCCGGGACGGACGCCGGAGGAGAUAGAAAGAUAUUGGCUUAUGAAACACGGCGUCGUUUUUGCCAACAGACGAAGAGAAUUUUUUAGGAAAUGA